GUGUUGAUGCAGCAGCGCAACCACUCACUGGUCGCCCCCGCAGCUGUGACUUGCUCACGGCCGUCCGCAACAGGCCUUUGCUUGUGAUAUCCAAGUUUUUCCAUAUCACUGCCAUGGCGGUUCGGAUGCUUGCCGUCAUCUUCCUGCUUCGUGCGCCGGAAAUGCGCGCCAUGCGGGCGACAGAAGACGACUUGGAUGCCCAUCUGGUGGACGAUGGAAUCCAAACUGUACCUUGGGCCACACUCGAUAAGAAGGAGAAGGACGACUUGCUACAGGCUGGCUUCAAGAACAACGCCUGCUACUGCAAGAAGGUGAAGUCGGAUGCAGAAUGCCCGAGUGAUGAGGAAGGUGACCCACGAUGGUAUCACGAAGUGAAAGGCGAAGAGAAAAAUCUGUGCUGCAAAAUUGCGAACACCGGCUUCUUCACUUACGUCGGAUUUUCCUACACGAAGAUGGAUCGUAAUUUUUCCCUCUGUGAAUCAGAGAUCCGCCCAGUGCCUGCUACAUCAUGCUGCUGGUUGGAGGGACUUCUUGUCAACCCAGUGGGCUUUCGAGUCAGCAGAGUCACUGCAGAGCUUGAGGUGGACUUGCACGCCUAUUCACAGAAGAGCCCAGUCGUCCACAAGAGCGGCUUUAAAUUCAGGAUUGAGGACAUCACCGGUGGCAAAGACUACAACAGACCGGUCGAUGUUUCUGAUGUGCGCCAGUUCGUGGAGCACGCUCACGAAGCCGGUCGCUUUGACGAGCUGCAAUGCCGCAAUACACUCUUCGUGGAGGAGCGGGAGGGAGAAUGUGGUGAAACCCAAGCCUUAAGCAAAGAAUCCUGCCUACACUCUGCCUCAUAG
Symbiodinium sp. CCMP2456 is the source of this 845-nucleotide messenger RNA. Lineage: Eukaryota; Dinophyceae; Suessiales; Symbiodiniaceae. The record is from the annotation of a GenBank genome assembly.